Molecule: messenger RNA, 3729 nt
Organism: Musa acuminata subsp. malaccensis (wild Malaysian banana)
Lineage: Eukaryota; Viridiplantae; Streptophyta; Magnoliopsida; Zingiberales; Musaceae
Source: RefSeq, a predicted model, not a curated record
GCUUACCAUCACAGUUAGAUGCAUCCCACAACACGCGCUCUGAAACGCUCAUUAACGCCGGAAGCCAAAGCCAAAGCCACACCCUACGCCUCAGCUUCCUCCCUCUUCUCAACUCGCACUAUUCCAAACUUUGAGCUCAACGCCACUUAUCGCCCGAUACUUGCCGACCCUCGAAUCUACACCAAUCUCCUCACAUCGCUCUCCAAACAAGCGGUUCUCUUUGGUUCCCAUCACCCGUUCGACGAAACCCCCCUUAGAGAUCGAUUCUCAAAGAGCUGCAAGACCUUGCACGCGCGGGUCCUCAAGCUCGAACUCCGGCUGUCCGGAGCCGUCGGUAAUGCCCUCGUAGAUGCCUACUCCAAGUGCGGCCACGUCUGCUACUCCCGAAGGGUCUUCGACCGCCUCGAGGCGCGGGACGCGGCCGCAUGGAACUCGGUCCUCUCUGCCCACUCGCGCCAUGGGCUGCCGGACGAGGUUUUGCACUCGUUCCGGUCGAUGCGACUCGCCGGCGCGCAGCCGGACCAGUUUGGUUUUGCAAUCGCGCUCUCGGCUUGCGCCCGGUUAACGGGUCUUGUUUUCGGCCAACAGGUGCACUGUGAUGUUGUGAGGACGGGGUUUGAGUCCAGUUCUUUCUGCGAGGGGUCUUUGAUUGAUAUGUACUCGAAAUGCGACUGCGUUGCUGAUGCACGCAAAGUUUUCGAUGGAAUCAAUAACCCUGACAUCGUUUCCUGGACUAAUAUGAUUGCCGGCUAUGCUCGGAUUGGUAUGUGCUAUGAAGCGGUGGAACUGUUUGCGAAAAUGGAGAAGAUGGGGGGUGUACCUGACCAGGUUGCACUUGUGACCACUAUAACUGCACUUUUGAGUUUGGGAAGGCUCAACGAUGCACAAGCCUUAUUCUGGCAGAUGCCUUUGCCAAACACUGUAGCUUGGAAUGUGAUGAUCUCCGGUCAUGCUCAACAUGGGCAUGAGGUUGAAGCUCUUAGUUUUUUCAAAGAAAUGAGAGGAAGGGAUGUUGAGCCCACUCGCUCGACGAUAGGAAGUGUGUUGAGUGCUGCUGCCAACCUCAUGGCCCUAACUGAAGGCCAGCAAGUGCAUUCUGAGGCAAUUAGGUUUGGUCUGGAUUCAAAUGUUUUCGUCGGGAGUUCUUUGGUGAACCUAUAUGCUAAAUGUAUUCAAAUAGAAGAUGCAAGGAAAGUGUUUGAUUUCUUGGAUGCAAAGAACAUCGUUAUGUGGAAUGCAAUGCUCGGUGGAUACAUACAGAAUGGGUAUGCAGAAGAAGUCAUGCUCUUGUUUUCUGAGAUGAAAAUGCUUGAUUUUGAAUCUGAUGAGUUCACUUUUGUUAGUGUUUUUGGUGCCUGUGCUAGCUUGGAGAAUCUUAACUUGGGUAGGCAGUUACAUUCUUUUACAGUCAAGAAUAAGUUUGUGGCCAGUUUGUUUGUAGGGAAUGCAAUUUUAGAUAUGUAUGCUAAAUGUGGAGAGCUCAGUGAUGCAAGAAGGCAAUUUGAAUGUAUACCUAACAGAGACAUCGUUUCAUGGAAUGCAAUCAUAGUUGGGCUUGUGCAUAAUGAAGAAGAGAGUGAUGCGUUCAGUCUGUUUCAUAGGAUGUUGAUGGAUGAGGUGCAGCCUGAUGAGAUAUCCUUUGCUAGUGUUAUAAGUGCUUGCUCUAAUCUACAAGCUUUUGAGAAAGGAAAGCAGAUUCAUUGCUGUUCUAUCAAAUCUAGUUUCAGUUCAAAUCUUUAUGUGGCAAGCUCGCUUGUUGACUUCUAUUCAAAACAUGGAGAAAUUGAAGCUGCCAAGAGAGUCUACAGACAGAUGCAUGAAAGGAGUGUAGUCUCAACAAAUGCGCUGAUUGCUGGUCUUGUUCAAAACAACAAUGAGGAGGAAGCGUUAGAGAUGUUUAGGAAAAUGCAGGUUGAAAACUUGGAGCCUUCUGAGUUCACAUUUUCAAGCAUCCUUCCUGCUUGUUCUCAGCCUUCAAGAUUAAUCAUGGGGAAACAAGUGCAUGGCCACUUACUCAAGUCUGGCCUUCUAUAUGAUAGUUCAUAUUUAGGAACCUCACUUUUAGACAUGUAUCUGAACUCCAAAGAAAUCGAAGAUGGCAAAAAGCUCUUCUGGGAGAUGCCUGAAAGAAAGAGCAUGGUAUUAUGGACAGCAAUCAUUUCAGGACAUGCACAAAUUGGUUACAGUGAUGAUGCGUUGCUUCUCUUUCAUGAUAUGCGUAGUUACAAUGUCAAGUCAGAUGAAUCCACCUUGGCCAGUGUUUUGAAAGCUUGUGCUGACUUGGCUGCUUUAAGAAAUGGUAAAAUGGUCCACAGCCUCAUCAUCCGAACUGGCUUUGGUUCCUAUGAACACACAACUAGUGGUCUUAUAGACAUGUAUUCCAAAUGCGGUGAAGUGGGAGCUUCUCUUCAAGUGUUCCAGGAGUUAGGGAACAAAGAAGACAUCAUCUCAUGGAAUUCUAUGAUAGUCAGUUUUGCGAAAAAUGGGUAUGCUGAAGAAGCUCUUGAGCUCUUUCAGCAAAUGGAGCAAUUACAAAUAAAGCCUGAUGACAUCACAUUUCUUGGUGUCCUUACGGCAUGUAGUCAUGCAGGCCUGGUCUCCAAAGGCCAUAGUAUCUUUGGUUCAAUGACUACAAAGUAUGGAAUUACUCCAAGAGUUGAUCACCAUGCUUGCAUGAUUGAUCUCCUUGGCCGCAGUGGUUAUCUUAACGAGGCUGAGGAACUCAUCGAUGAACUACCAUUUGAACCCGAUGGUGUGAUCUGGGCUACACUGCUUGCAGCCUGCAGAAUGCAUGGUGAUGAAACAAGGGCGAAGCGAGCAGCAGAUAAACUCAUUGAAUUGGAUCCGCUAAACUCUUCUCCUUAUAUAUUACUCUCUAAUAUAUAUUCUGCAUCUGGUGAUUGGAGCAGGGCUAAGAUGAUGAGAAAAGCAAUGCGAGAAAGAGGAGUGAGGAAGUUACCUGGAUUUAGUUGGAUUACUGUUGGAAAAGAAACUGUCUCAUUUGUUGCAGGAGACAAAUUGCAUCCAGAUGCUAUCGAAAUCUGUGGCACUCUGAAGCAUUUGACUGCAGAAAUGAAAGAAGAUUAUUAUGUUGAUUCACUUUCUCUUGGUGAAGUUUUUGGAUAAAAUCCCUUUAUCAUUUGCCUUGUAGUUCACCGAGGUCCAUAUAUGUGGUUCUGCCUUGAAUUAGAAAGAGCCAUGGAGAAUAUGGUUACAAAGCAAUAUGAGGAAGUCCAGUUAAAUGUGUUCUGUUAAGCAGCCAUCGGGACCAAAUUCUGAGUCAAAUGGUUUGUCAAGACAUCACCUAUGAUACGAGGGAGCUAAGUUUCACGUGAUUUUUAGAGGGUGACAUUGCCAAACCUGAAAAUUCAGUGUUGGAGUUUUGAAAAAACCACUCAGCUUAUGGGAUUUUUUUUCUGAAAACUCCAUUAGCAGCAGGAGCCUCAUGAAAAUUUCAUGACUCCUCAUUUUCAAGUGAAAUAAUUUUAUUAUGGAGCACCUUGAUACAUGGAAAUCCAAGAAGAGAUUAAGAGAUUCAUUAUUAGAGGUGACAAUUCUUCCUUGGAAAUCAAUGUUGGUCGAUGUAGAGCAUCCACUCCGUUUACGGUUUGGAAGUUCUCAAGAGGGUCCAUCUCCAAGAUACAACGUUUGACGUAUGUUGUUCCUUUGGUUAUUAGAAGCUAUUUUCUUUAAUAUGACUUCUGUUUUAAAGUAAUUCUCAGUGAUUAA